CCAUCAUGGUGUGCAUGAAUGUCCUGGCGGAUGCUCUCAAGAGCAUCAACAAUGCUGAAAAAAGAGGCAAACGCCAGGUCUUUAAUAGGCAGUGCUCCAAAGUCAUCGUCCGGUUUCUAACAGUGAUGAUGAAGCAUGGUUACAUUGGCGAGUUUGAAAUUAUUGAUGAUCACAGAGCUGGAAAAAUUGUUGUGAACCUCACAGGCAGGUUAAAUAAGUGUGGAGUGGUCAGCCCCAGAUUUGAUGUACAACUCAAAGACUUAGAAAAAUGGCAAAAUAAUUUGCUUCCAUCCUGUCAGUUUGGUUUCAUUGUCCUGACAACCUCAGCUGGCAUUAUGGACCAUGAAGAAGCAAGACGAAAACACACAGGAGGGAAAAUCCUGGGAUUUUUUUUCUAGGGGUAUAAA
Jaculus jaculus (lesser Egyptian jerboa) is the source of this 407-nucleotide messenger RNA. RefSeq names its product 40S ribosomal protein S15a-like. Gene Ontology annotation, molecular function: structural constituent of ribosome. Gene Ontology annotation, cellular component: cytosolic small ribosomal subunit; ribosome. Gene Ontology annotation, biological process: translation. Bases 6 to 398 code for a protein of 130 amino acids. The transcript has a single exon. NCBI's taxonomy places the organism in Eukaryota, Metazoa, Chordata, Mammalia, Rodentia, Dipodidae. The record is from RefSeq and is a predicted model, not a curated record.